This is a messenger RNA of Saccharomyces paradoxus, 939 nucleotides long. RefSeq names its product deoxycytidine monophosphate deaminase (gene DCD1). The coding region runs from base 1 to 939 and encodes 312 amino acids. The transcript has a single exon. Gene Ontology annotation, molecular function: zinc ion binding; hydrolase activity. The record is from RefSeq and is a predicted model, not a curated record. NCBI's taxonomy places the organism in Eukaryota, Fungi, Ascomycota, Saccharomycetes, Saccharomycetales, Saccharomycetaceae.
AUGUUAGUUGGUAUAAGUGGUACGAAGUUUUGUGGAUGCGAAGACGUAAUUAACCUAUUGGUCGAUCAUUUCCAUUUUGAAUUACUUGAUCAUCUGGAUAAUCCAGAUGAGAUCUUAGAUUAUGCUACCAAAAAUUACACAGAGAAUUCAGUUAUAUUUCUAGAAAAAUUAUCGUUAUUGGAGAAAUUGGAAAAGAGGCCGUUCUUCGUCCAUCUUUCUAUCGACGCUUCGAUCACUACAAGAGUAGCAUUAUACAGGAAAGUGAAUAAUGCGGAAAGCUUGCCAUUAGGACAAAUAGUUCAAGCCAUUGAUCAACACGACUUUCAACCGGAAGGCAUCAAAUUAAGGGAGAAAUCGCAUCUGAAAUUCAAAAUAGUUAAUGAGGACCAUGUCAAGAGGAGAAAGAGCUUGAUUAGUAACAUCACCACUCAAUUAAAGAUUCUCGAUAACAAAAAGAAGGAAAUGGCUCCAUUAAUGAGGCCUAGUUGGGAUAGCUACUUUAUGAAGCUAGCCACACUAGCAGCAUCUCGUUCCAAUUGCAUGAAGCGUAGAGUUGGUUGCGUGAUUGUGAGGGAAUGCAGAGUCAUCGCCACUGGUUAUAAUGGGACGCCCCGACAUUUAACAAAUUGUUUCAAUGGCGGUUGCCCACGUUGCAAUGACGGUGAUUCUAGAAACCUGCACACUUGCCUAUGUUUACAUGCAGAAGAGAAUGCGUUACUAGAAGCUGGCAGGGAUCGUGUAGGUCAAAAUGCGACUUUAUAUUGUGAUACUUGCCCUUGCUUAACAUGUUCUGUGAAGAUUGUCCAAACAGGCAUCAGCGAAGUGGUUUACAGCCAAACUUAUAGGAUGGAUGAGGAAAGUUUCAAAGUCUUGAAGAAUGCGGGGAUCACUGUACGGCAAUUCAGCUUUAUGGAAGAGCCAAGAAUAGUAAUGGUUUAA